AUGUUCCUCUGCCUGUCUUCGACGCAAGCCGAGUACGAGGCGACCAAUUUGCUGGCGGCGCCCGGGGGGGACUUCGGCAGGAUGCGGGCGGGCAUUAAGGCCGACACCCUGCUCUUCCUGUUCAACGUCGACACCUUCAUGGUGAUGGGCCCCUUCGUUGCCGUCGGGAGCCCGGGGCUCGCCAUAGACCCCGAAGCGUUCGGAGGCGAACUGCAGGCGCAGGUGCGGGCGCGGCCCCUGCAGUCGCCCGUCAUGGAGCGCAAGCUCAGCUCCCGGCACGCCACGGGCCCGAUGACCGCGCCGGAGGCGAGGCUGCUGCUGGCGAAGCUGCGCGGCGGCACGGCCGCCGAGGCCGUGGUGCAGCAGGCCUGGGGCCAGCCCGAGGACCACGGCGCUGCCGCCGCGCCGCCAGAGCCCGAGCCGAAGCGGCGCCGGGUGGCGGCCGCUUCCGCCGAGGCCGUGGCCGAGGAGGGAGCCAGUGGUCCCGUGGUGGUCGUCCUGGAGGGCGAGGAGCAGGAGGCCGAGGACGGGGCCGCGGCCGAGGAGUGGGGCGGGGAGGAGGCGGAGGCCGAGGCCGAGGCGGCGCCGGGUGCCGAGGAGCCGGGCGAGGAGGGCGAGGCGCCCGCCGCGGAGGCGGACGAACAGCUGCAGGCAGAGGAGGCGGAGCUGGAGGCCGGCGUCGAGGGUGCCGAGGGUGCCGAGGGCGAGGAGGAGCCCGAGAUCGAGGAGGACCCCGACGAGUUCGCCGCAGUUGCGGAGGCGUGGCGAUCGACGCGGGGGCCGCGGUCCAUGCACUUCCAGGAGCUCCCUGGUUGCGGAGUUCUGGCCGCCGCCGCUGUGGACUUCUGGCCGCUGCUCGUGGGCAUGUGGCUGUUCGGCGCGCUCGACUGGGAAAUGGGCCAGAUGCAGAAGUGCAUCGUGGCUGGCACGGAGCUGUUCCUGCACAACUCGGAGACGCAGGCCCUCCUCGGGCCCUUCGCCGCUGCCGGCGUGCCCGCCAAGGCCAUCGUGAAGGGCGCCUUCGGCGGCCGCCUGAGCUCGCAGGUGCGGGUUGUGCAGGGCAGCGCCCCGCCCCGUGAGGCGAAGGUGGAGGGCAAGCUGCGGGCGGGGCCGCAGAUGCCCGCGGCCGUGGAGCGGUUCCGGGCGCAGCUCGGCAGCGGGGCGCCCCUCGCGUCCUGGAGCUCCGCCGCCAGCGGAGCCGCCGGCAGCGGCGCCGCCGCUGGGUCGGCAGCGGUGCCGCCGCGGGCGGCGGCGGCGGCUGCGCGGACCACGGCCGCGCGGCCUCCGUCCGACGCGCGCGCCGCGGGGGCCGCGGCGGCCCCUGGCUCUGCCGCCGCGGCGCGGGCGAAGGCAGGGCGCGCCCCGGCUGCUGAGCUGGCCGCGCUUCCCGCCGCGUCGGGCAGCCCAGCGUGCUCUGCGUACCUCUUCGUCUGCAGCGCGGCGACCCACAGCGAGUGCCUGUCGCUCAAGCUCCUGGGCGCCCCCGACUGGGACCUCGGGCAGAUGCAGAGGUCCAUCUCUCCGGGCAUGGAGCUCUUCCUCUUCAACCUGGAGAGCAUGGUGCUCAUGGGCCCCUUCGUGGCAGCCUGCGCGCCCGCCCCGGGCCUGCUCCCCAGCGCCUUCGGGGGGAAGUUCCGGUCGCAGGUGAAGAUCGCGCAGGCCGGCGCCCCGCCCCGCGAGGUGCGGCUGGAGGCGAAGCAGCGCAGCGGGCCGCUGCCCGCCGAGAGGGCCGAGGCCCUGCGGGCGGCGCUGCGCAGCGGGGGCCGGGCCAUCGCGGCCUGGCGCAUCGGCGAGGCUUCGCUGGAGUGA
Molecule: messenger RNA, 1809 nt
Organism: Prorocentrum cordatum
Lineage: Eukaryota; Dinophyceae; Prorocentrales; Prorocentraceae
Source: the annotation of a GenBank genome assembly